This is a messenger RNA of Pseudopodoces humilis (Tibetan ground-tit), 3504 nucleotides long. NCBI's taxonomy places the organism in Eukaryota, Metazoa, Chordata, Aves, Passeriformes, Paridae. The record is from RefSeq and is a predicted model, not a curated record.
CCGCCUUCCUGCUCCGGUAGCGGCGGAGGACACGGCUGCCGGCCCGCGGCCACCCCAGUGGGAGCGAGGGGACCCCCGGGAGCUGCCGGGGCUGAACCAGAACAGAGGAAUUCCCGAGACCACCCAGAACCGAGCAGGAGAACCCCCGGGACCACCCAGAACCGAGCAGGAGCAGAGGAACCCCCAAGACCACCCAGAACCCAGCAGGAGAACCUUUAGGACCACCCAGAACCGAGCAGGAGCAGAGGGACCCACGGGACCACCCAGAACCGAGCAGGAGAACCCUCAGGACCACCCAGAACCGAGCAGGAGCAGAGGAAACCCCAAGGCCACCCAGAACCCAGCAGGAGAACCUUUAGGACCACCCAGAACCGAGCAGGAGCAGAGGGACCCCCGAGACCACCUAGGACCGAGCAGGAGAACCCCCAGGACCACCCAGAACCGAGCAGGAGCAGUGGGACCCCCGGGCCGCCCGUGCUGCAGGCAGCAUGGCGCAGUGGCAGGAGGUGCAGAGCCUGGCCAACACCUACCUGGAGCAGGUGCACCAGCUGUACGCGGGCUCGGCGCUGCCCAUGGCCGUGCGGCAGUGCUUGGCCGCCUGGAUCGAGGACCAGAACUGGCGCCAGGCGGAGGAGCCGCUCUCCGCGCACGCCCCGACGCUGUUCCACUCCUUGCUGGUGCUGCUGGGCGAGCGCCUGGGCAGCCUGGGCUCGGGCUACGAGGAUUUCAUGCUGAAGCACAACCUGCGCAAAGCCCACCGCGACCUCCAGGCCGAGUUCGCGAAGAAGCCGGAGAAAUUCGCCAACCUGGUGGCCAACCUGCUGCAGGAGGAGCGGCGGAUCCUGCGCCUGGGGCAGGCGGGGGGGCAGAGGGGUUCGGCCCCCGCGCCCAGCCCAGCCCCGGGGAGCGGCCGGGAGCAGCAGAUCCAGCGGCGCUUGACCGAGUUCCACACGGCCCUGCAGGAAGCCGACCGAGCCUUCAGGCACCUGGAGGAUUUGCAGGAUGCCUUUGACUUCUGCUACAAGGUGCACUACCAGCCAGGGAGGGAGAGGAGCGGGGACCCCGAGUACAGGCAGGAGCUCCAAGCCCUCCAGGCCAAGCUGCAGAACCUGGACCGGCAGCGGCGGGAGGUGCUGGCUCAGAUGCAGCAGCUCCUGGGGCGCAGCGAGACCCUGCAGGAGCUGCUGCGGGAGGAGCUGGGGGACUGGCGGGUGCGGCAGCAGCGCCUGUGCCUGGGGGGCCCCGGCGACACCAACCUGCGCCCGCUGGAGACCUGGUUCACGCAGCUGGGCCAGGGGCUGUUCCAGCUGCGGCAGCUGCUGCGGGCGCUGAACGACCUGCGACAAAAGGUGACCUACGAGAGGGACCCGCUGGUGGCAGAGACGCCCCUGGUGGAGCAGCGGCUGCAGGAGCAGCUCACGCACCUGCUGGAGAGCGCCUUCGUGGUGGAGCAGCAGCCCAGCACCCCCAACCCCAGCAAGCGCCCGCUCGUGCUCCGCACCGGCAGCAAGUUCUCGGCCCGCGCCCGCCUGCUCGUGCGGCUGCACGACCGCAACCACCGCAUGGAGGCCAAGAUCCACAUCGACAGGGACCCGCCCAGCAUCAAAGGGUUUCGCAGGUUCAACAUCCUCACGUCGAGCAGCAAAACGCUCCUGGCCGGGGACAGUCCCCAGGAGGGGCUGGUCUGCGACUUCCAGUACCUCACGCUGAAGGAGCAGAAGGACAGCAGGGCUGGCAAGGGCAAGGGCACCGGCGGCGAGGGUCCCCUGGCCGUGACGGAGGAGCUGCACCUCAUCACCUUCACGCUGGCCUACGCCUACUGCGAGCUGGAGCUGGAGCUGGAGACCACCACGCUGCCCUUCGUCAUCAUCUCCAACAACAACCAGUUCUCCAGCGCCUGGGCCUCCAUCCUCUGGUUCAACAUGCUCAGCUCUGACCCCAAGGCCCAGCAGUUCUUCUCCUCACCCCCACCGGCCCCGUGGCCCCGGCUGGCCGAGGUGCUGAGCUGGCAGUUCCAGAGCGUGGCCGAGCGGGGCCUCAGCCAGGAAAACCUCCUCAUGCUGGCCGAGAAACUCCUGGGCUCGAAGCCACCACCGGACAGCACCGUGGCCUGGCCCAAGUUCUCCAAGGACGGAGCCGCCGGUUUCUCCUUCUGGGCGUGGCUGGACGGGAUCCUGGGGCUGCUGCAGGAGCACCUCAAGCAGCUCUGGAAGGACGGACUCAUCCUGGGCUUCGUGAGCCGCAAGCAGGAGAGGAAGCUGCUCAAGUCCAAGCUCACGGGGACGUUCCUGCUGCGCUUCAGCGAGAGCAUCCUCGGCGGGGUCACCUUCACGUGGGUGGAGCACCACGAGAAAGGAUCCCCCUCCUUCCACGCCGUGGAUCCCUACACGGCCUCGGAGCUGGUGUCGCUGGCGCUGCCCGACAUCAUCCGCGACUACCAGAUGAUGAUGGAGGAGAACAUUCCAGAAAACCCCCUCAAGUACCUGUACCCCAACACCCCCCGGGACGAGGCUUUCGCGCCCUACUACAGCCAGAGGCAGGAGGGGAACCUGAGCGAGUCCAAGAAGUACCUGAACCGGCGCCUGAUCCGCGUGUCCUCCAGGCAGCCCAGCAAGUGGCAGACAGAAGAGGAGCUGGUGGUGGCCACGGAGAACCUGGAGACGCUGCAGCUGCAGCCCGGAGGGCAGGGGACACAGCAGGCUGGUGGCCUGGCAUUGCCACAGCCCCAGAGCUUGGGGACACCCCAGGUCACCCCUGGGAACGUGGAGACACCUCAGAGCGUGGCCAGCAGGCUGGGGAUAGCACAGGUGACACUGCCGGUCACCCCUGGGAGCCUGGGGACACCACAAGUGGUGGCCAUGAGCCCAGGGACCCUGCAGCCCACGGGCUUGGGGACGCUGCAGCCACAGCCCCAGCGCUUGGGGACACCACAGGUGGGAUCAGGGCUCCCCGACCUCCAGGGGACACUGCAGGUGGCACCGGGGGCCGUGCAGGUGCUGCCUGGGGGGGUGGGGAUGCUGCAGGUGGGCUCAGGGGGCUUGGGGAGCCUGCAGCUGCUGCCGGGGGAGCAGGGGACAGUGGCUGUGGACACGGGGACGCUGCAGCCGGUGCCGGGGGCUGCGGAGCCACCGCAGCUCCCCGAGGAGCAGGGGACACUGCCACCGGAGCUGAGGGACCUGGAGCUGCUGCCGGGCAGCCAGGACAUGCAGGAGCUGCUGCAGUCGCUGGAGGGGCCAGACCUGGGCUCGGGGACUCUGGAGACGCUGGAACUGGCGGAGCUGAUGCCGAACAUGGAAACCUUCGAGGAGAAUUUCCAGCUGAGCCCCGGCAGCGCCGCUCUCCUGGACCACCACGACCCGUUCCUGCCGCAGUCCGAGGAGCUGGCCCUGCCCGCCGCCCCCUCCCUCUUCUCCUCCACCGACUUUCCCCCGCUCCACAUCGACGCCAGCGACUUCCAGUGACCCCUCCCUGUAAAUAACCCCCUUCCCACCCCCUCCCUGUAAA